Messenger RNA from Prorocentrum cordatum, 2055 nucleotides. The record is from the annotation of a GenBank genome assembly. Lineage: Eukaryota; Dinophyceae; Prorocentrales; Prorocentraceae.
GCCUCCUCCAGCGCCGCUGCCAGCGCCGACGCCAGCACCGACGCCUGCGCCAGCUGGUACCAGCGCCAGCGCCUGCAUCAGCACAGACGCCAGCACCAACGACAGCGCCUACACCAGCACCUGCGCGUGCGCCCACGCCAGCACUGACGCCGGAAUCAACGCUUGCGCCUUCGCUGGCACCUACGCCGCCACCACCCACAUGGGCUACAACAUGUUACCCCCGAUCAGACUCGCCACGACCUUUGCUAUGACGCUCGCCGCACUGGGGGCCUCGUGAUGUCACGGAAUACCCGCCUGGACGUGUCACGGUUUCCGCCCUCGCCUUGUCGCAACGCUCGCCGGCUUACGUCGAAGCGCACGCCUUGAGCAACACGACGGGCGCCACGAGCAGCACAGCCCCGUGAGCAGUGCGGCUGCGUCAUGCAGAACGGCGUCAGCAGCAACUUGGGGACUUACAACGCGAUUCUGGCACCCAGUCGGGGUACGACGACGGAACACUGGGACUCCGACCAACGGGACCGAGCAGAUGGGCCCCACUGCAGGCCAGCCCUGCACCCGCCAGUGCAGCCACCAGCGCAGCCCAGGAUGCGACGACCUCCACGAGCUCGACGAGUGGCUCCGGUACCAGCGGCAUGAGCACGACGAUCAGCAGCUCCAGGACUAUCACAACCACCACGAGUUCGACGAGUGCGAACGCGAGAUCGACGAGUGGCUCCGGCACCAGAGCCGGCACGACGACACUGAGCGUCACGAGCAUGACGGCUAGCAUCUACCCGGCGCCCUGCCCGGUGCCGUACCCGACGCCCUUCCCGACGCCCCACCCGUCGCCCUACCCGACGCCCUACCCGACGUUUUUUGGGGAUGCCAGCCCAUCCUCCUGAAUCGGCUGUCCACGACGACCAGCAACUCCAGGAUAUGGAUCCGACGGCCACCACCUGGAUCCCACUGUGUGGCGGCAUCCUUGUUUCGGAAUCUUGGCUCGCUGGCUUUGCAUGUUGUUCAGACCGUUACGAGUGACCAGCACCGUGUGGCGGUAUCCUUGCUUCUGGCCAGACUGACGCACCCACCCCGUCGCAGUACCCCGACAUCCAGUAGAGGACGAGUACAUGCACACCGUGACGGGUACCAGCAUCAUUGCAGCCGCACAGUCAGACAGCCAUCGCCGCCUCAGCAGCAGGAGGACGACCAGGGCACUCAAUCGGGUGUCCCGGGCCUGGGGUGGGGUGCCUGCUGGCUCUGGUGUUCCGGGUGGGAGUGUGGGGGGGCCGUCUUUCUGUUUCCUGCAGGCUUCCUUGCCCUCAGGACCAUACUCCGCUCAGGAAUCUUUCACUUCGGAGUCGGGCGCUCCCACGUCGACCAGUACCAGCGGCUCAACAUCACCAGGCGGCACGGCCACGACGCCCAGCAGUUGCGGGGCUACACUGGCCACCAGGUGUUCGACGAGUGGCUCCGGUGCCAGCGCCACGACGACGCUUGGCGACACGACCUCGAAGGCCAGAUCAAGGGUUACGACGGCCACCACGAUUUCGGCGACUGGCUCCAGUACCAUCGGCACGCUGACGCUGAACGCUAUGAUCCUCAAGGCCGACUCCUACGUGAUUCCCUGAGGCUUCCUCGUCUUUUCGCGUCGGUCGGCGCUGCUGCUUUUUAGCGUGUCCUCGCCUCGCGCGUUGCCCUUUUCCUUUCCCCCCUCUGCCUCCUCAAUUGGCGCCUGGGGCGCCCAGUGCAUUCCGGGGCUGCGGGUUGGCCGUUGGCCGCCCGGUCCUGCGAGCCGCUCCCGUAGGGGGCCGCUUCUGGCCCGCACCGUCGCUGGCGCCUGCGUGUCUCCUGGCGGCCAUGCCGCGUCCGCACAGCUUAGUUAUGUGGUCUCCUAGUUUCUGGUGUGCGUUGCUCGCCCAGUUUCCUCGCGUCUUGAGUUGGCGCUUCGCUUUUACAGGUCCUCACUUGCAUAUCAUACUGUGUGCUGUAAUUCGUUGGCGUGCAGGCUUGCGUGGUGACUCACGGAGCUACGCCUCUCAGAUGCAACCGCCGUUUUUUGCGCCAGUGCUUGAGAGG